AUGAGUCUCCUCGGGAAAACAUUCAUCGUGACGGGGGGCGCUUCCGGGAUUGGCAAAAGCACAGUCAGGAAGCUGCUGGAGCUCUCGGCGCAGGUGCACGUCGUCGACAUUGCAAGCGACAUCCCGGCACACGGAGGGCUCGCCGGGCAGCAGAGGAACCACGCAAACGUCGACGUCGCCUCGCGGGAACACGUCCGGGGCGUGUUUGACAAGGUCGCGGCGCAAAAGGACGUGCAGCUCGGCGGGCUGGUGCACUGCGCCGGCAUCAUGCGUCCGACCGAGGCCUCGGAGGCGGGCGACGAGUACCUGCGCCAUCUCUGGGACGUCAAUGUGCUUGGGACGUGGAAUGUCAACACCGAGAUGUACCGGCUUGUCAAGGCGUCGCGAGAGUCCGGUGCGGGCGCUGGCGUCGACGCCCUUGCCAGCAUCGUCAACAUAGGCUCCAUGGCGUCCGUUAGGGGCAUUGCCGACGCGCCGGGGUAUGUCGCUACGAAGCACGCGGUUCUUGGGCUCACCCGCUCCUUUGCUCAGUCUUGGGCGUCGGCCGGGCUCAGGGUCAAUUGUGUCGCGCCGGGUGCUGUCAACACCCCCAUGAUUCAGGGCAUGGUGCUCGAGGAUGUUGCGCCGGCAUACAGGGGAGCACUGAGGUCGCUGGUGGAGCCGGAUGAGAUCGCGGACACAAUCAUGUUUCUCUUGGGCAAGGGCUCGUCGGCCAUAACAGGGCAAGUGGUCGAGGUGAAUGGCGGCUGGCCUUAG
Messenger RNA from Metarhizium acridum CQMa 102, 756 nucleotides. RefSeq lists its product as uncharacterized. The record is from RefSeq and is a predicted model, not a curated record. Gene Ontology annotation, molecular function: oxidoreductase activity. Lineage: Eukaryota; Fungi; Ascomycota; Sordariomycetes; Hypocreales; Clavicipitaceae.